Molecule: messenger RNA, 6141 nt
Organism: Oikopleura dioica
Lineage: Eukaryota; Metazoa; Chordata; Appendicularia; Copelata; Oikopleuridae
Source: the annotation of a GenBank genome assembly
AUGGUUUCGGUUAUAAAAUGGGCCUUGAAUGCCAAGCUCAUAUUUGGGGCGACGGUAACGUGGAGCUCUAUAAAGCCAGAUUGCGUUGCUGACUCUACUCAAGCGUGUUGUCCAGACACUGCUUGUGUUCUUCCAGCAGGAGACACUUACAUUCUUGAUGAAUCGAUGACCGUUGGAACACUCGAUAUUGAAGGUGAUUUCAAAUGGGACACAUCUAAAGAUGGGCUUGUCUUGAGCAGUUGUUGGGUUCUGGUCAAGCCGGGCGCAACGUUCGAGCUUGGAACAGAGGCAGACCCGAUGGAAAAUAAUGCAGAAAUUUAUAUUCGAAAACCAACCCCGGAUUGGCAUCCGAUCAAUAGCGACUCGACUGGAUUUGGAUUCCACGAUGACUACGGCAGCAGAUUUUUCGUAGCAGAAGAAAAUACUGCUGUCUACAUGCACGGAAGGAAACUCGACCGAACUUGGACUUUACUUUCAACCGAUGCAGCUAAGGACACUAAUGAGCUCUUACUACGAGAUGAUCCAACGACAAUGGGCUGGAAAGUUGGUGAUGAACUCGCAGUCGCCAUGACCAACAGAGAUCGAGGAUCUAGAGGCAUUAUCACGGCAAUUGACGGACGCACUGUUACUCUUGACACACCACUAGCAAGUACUCAUUGGGGAGGAAUGCGAGAUAUUCAAGGAUACAUGCUAGAAAUGGCUGCAGAAGUCAUUAAUCUGUCACGAAAUAUCAAAAUCCACGGACCCGACGAGAACUUCAUGAACCAAACUCACCCUGAUUGGCAUAACGGAUUUCAUUUCGGAACAUUUAAUGCUGACAACCAUGAUGACUCUGUAUUCGAUAUUAGAUACGUAAGAACGCAAAACUGUGGCCAAUUUGACGUAAUGGGACGAUACUGUUUCCAUUUUCAUUUGAAAAAACAAUGUCCUCGAUGCAAAUGGAUCGGCAACUCCGUCUUCAACGCUGUUCAAGGAGCGAUGGUUAUCCACGGUACUCAUCAGUCGCUUCUCGAAGAGAACGUCAUGUGGAACACAGCCUCAGUGGGAAUAUACACAGAAGACGGGAAUGAAAUGAACAACACCUUUACACGAAACGUCAUGCUAUGCGAAGAUAUUGCAAUUUGUCGAUACUCUCAUCAUCAGUGGCAAGGAGAGUCUGGUGUCAAAGAAGGUGGCUUGUUUUGGUUUGGCAUGACAAACAACGCUAUUGAAAACCGCGUAGCAGGACAUGAGCACGGUCAUUGGACUCGAAACACUGGAAAUGGAAAGGGGCAAGCAGCCGGAAAAGUUUGCACGCAAAGUGCUCCAUUCGGGAUUUACGAGCGAAAUACUUUCCACGAUAAUGGUCGAUUCGGGGUUUACCCUGAUAACCAGCAUCCAAGACAACUUUCACGUGAUGAGGACGGUUAUGUUGAUGAUUUCAAGACAUGCAACAGAUUUAAACCUGAUGGGUCCGACAAUGGUCACGUGAGCUACAUUGAUGACCAGUUCGACUGGCACAACAUUUUCAGCGGCCAGUACGACGCGCGCGAUAUCUCUUACCGAAGAUUUGUAUCAGUCGACGUCAACAGCGCCAUCUACUGGAAACGCUCGAAAAACAUGGCUGAUCCAACCGCCUAUCACAUUGAGGACAGUCUUUACUUGAGCGAGGACUAUCUUCACCAUUCUCUUAUUCCAGGAAUGAAUCAUGUAUUCCGAAUUAAAAACACUACAUUUUCUGGUCAGAAACAGCAUGGUGGGGGUGGAGCUUUAGAAGCGCCACAACACUGCGGACUUGGAAUGAAACAACAUGGUUAUUGCCUUGUGCAUAUUCUACUUGAAGAAGUCUCUUUCAACUCUCCUCGUCAUGUUAAAUUUGGUGCAUCAGGUGGCUACCCUGUUGCUCCUAGUUACAUCACAAAUGAUGAUUCUCUCGGCGGAUACUCUCAAGUAACUGCGCCUCAGAUGAACGGUUACGGAGAAUUUGCAGGAUGUACCAACGAGGUUCCGGAAUUCGUCGGAGGAUAUGCUUGCGAUAAUUCGGUGAAAAGCCGUAUCAUGAUGAUCUGGUCACCUGACAUGGGAGAGUUAACUCUCUCUGGACCAGGAUAUGAUCCGAACCUUCCGUGUGAUGAUAAUGUGGGAUGCAUAAACAACGAUCCACUUCUUGCUACUUCAACUGGCGCUACUCCUGAGCAAGAAUACAUCGACCUUGUUCUCCAUAUUGGAGAUCAAAAUAUAACGUGCCGCGCUUCUGCUUCAGACGAUCGUGCUUUUGUUGCUCAGAACGGCGUCGCUCACGGCAUCGUUGGUGGAGACUGUACCGAUAAAUUCUGGACACUUGCUCAAAUGUCCGGAGUCACUACGACAACAACAACUACGACAACCACUACGCCAGUUACUUGGCACGAGUGUCCCUGUGGAAACACAUUUUUCGAUGCGAGAUGUGAAUUCGGAGGAAUCGGAUGUCAUCACUGCAAAUCUCAUUGCAGAAUUUGUGAUGAAGAUGAAUCCGUUAAUGACUCUAUUUACAUUCCCUGCUCGGACAUCCCAUACUGGCCUGACGGCCCAAAUGGUCCAACAACGACUACAGGAACUGGAACAUCAACUACAACAACCGUUACUACAACAACGACUACUUUUGUGCCACCGCCACCAGAAUACUCUUGUGACGAAUGCGGUAACACCAAGUAUGACUAUCGAUGCUGGGAAGGUAGCGUUGACGAUCCUUUCGGUGGACUCGGUUGCAACCAUUGCGGCCUUCCAAAGUGCCGACUAUGUUACGAUGGAGAAGCCGGAACGAAGCCAGACAAUAAUCCAUAUGUUUAUUGUUUCCAAAUUCCAGAUGCACCUGGAGGCACAACUACCACGGUGUCUUCAACGACAACAACAGUAACCACAACAACUCCCGAAGGACCAACAACACCACCUACAACUACCACCACUUCAACAUCAACUUCUACCACCACAACAACUACAGUCGAUCCACCUGAGUACACAUGCGACGAUUGCGGAGGCACAAAAUAUGAUGCUCGAUGCUGGAGUGCUCACGCGACUGCAUCAGGUGGUAUUGCUGGAAGAAGCGGUUCCGAGGCUGAUGACCCCUUGCAGACAUGUGCAGAUAUGGGAACAAAAUGGGCCCCCGACGAUACGGGAUUGUCUUCAAGAUCUGCUUCCCGACUCGGGAGAAUCGACACAACCUUCGAAGGAACUGUCUUAGAAUUGCCAGACCGAGAAACAUUCAUGCUUCAAGAUGUCUAUCUUCCUCAAUCACUUUCUCUUUACUCGGAAUGGGAGGAAGAACCAGAGGAGCCAGAUGAAGAUCUGCUUCUUAGCAAAAAAGAGAAGAAAAAAUUCUACAAAACGAUGGUUCGUUCAACACGUGUUGCCAAAAAGAAAAAGAAAAAGGGCAAAUACGAAGAGGAAGAGGAACAAGAAGAACGUGUCAUCGGAGGUAAAAAUGCUGUCGAAGAUCGAUGGACAUGGCUUGUUCGAUUCCCAAAACUUGGCUGCUCUGGUUCAAUUCUUUCGGAAAACUGGGUACUUACUGCAGCCCAGUGCUGCCAAGGCCCAAAUCCUCACGCUUAUGAAACCGUCACGAACGACUACGACCAGUAUCUGGAUACUGGAGAUGAAAAAACCUACUAUCCAGACCAAAUUUUGAAGCAUAAGGACUUCAUGCGAACAGAGGAAGGAGAAUUUGAGAAUGACUUCUGCUUACUUCGCUACAAAACAGACUCAUUGGAUCUUAACACGAACACUACUACUGCAGACUGCUACGUCGCUGGCUGGGGUCUUACUGAUGCGACUGAUUCUUCUUCUUUCGAAGGUAGACUUCAAGAAGCGCAUGUCGAUAUCUUCGAGGAUGCCUAUUGCAACAGUACUACGAGAUACAACAGAACGAUACACGAUUCCUUAUUCUGCGCUGGAAACGGCGACGGAACAAUCGAUACUUGCAAGGGUGACAGCGGGGGUUCACUGAUUUGCGUUGAGGGCGAGUCGCCAAAAUUGGUCGGAGUUAUCUCUGGCACAGGCUGUGGGGACGAGGACAAACCAGGACUCUAUGCAAAAAUUGCUUCUGUGCGAGAUUGGAUCGACGAUAUGAUCAAUGGCAACUGGACUGACGACACUGAUUACACUGAGCAAACUACUAACAUAGCUUGUGGCGGAGACGUUAUUGGCUAUGAUGGAACGAUUACGAUCGGGAAUGAGUUCACGAACAACGAGACUUCUUUUUACCAUGAUCAUCUUCAGUGCACCCUAACAAUCACUGUUCCAGAGGGAUCUCAAGUUGAAUUGGAGUUCACCGAUUUUGACAUCGAGGAGCACGAGAACUGCAUAUUCGAUCGGGUACAAAUUCUUGAUGGCAUUCAUAAAAAGUGGAUCGGAAGCGGCACAGACUCUGGAUCAAAUGGAAGAUCGUUGAGAUAUGAUGAAGACUACGAUAACUGGGUUGAUGAAGACGAAGACUUCGUUAUUGCUGGAGGUCUUUGCGGAAAUCAAACACGUGAGCUCCCUUAUCAAUCUUCAGGAAACACCAUGACGGUCAUCUUCACCUCCGAUCUUUCUGAUGGAGGCCUUGGUUUCAAUGCAACCUGGAGAGUCGCUGAAAACAAACAAGAUGACAAUUGCGGAGUAACAGUUGCAAACGGAGUGACUGGUUCUUUCCCCUCUCCAAUGGGCCCAAUGAAACCGGGACAGCCGGCAGUUUACAAAAGCAAUGCAGACUGCCAAUGGACAAUCGACGUUGGCGAACUCCAAGAAGGACAAGUCGUUCAAGUUUGGUUCGACAAUGGUUUUGAACUGGAAGAAUCAGAAAACUGUCAAUAUGAUAGUGUCAAAAUAAGCUCGGAAGACUCUUCUCUCAGCCCGCCCUCUGAUCCAACAGAAGACAGAAUUAUCUGUGGCAAGAAACCUGAGAUUUAUACAUUCACGAGAAAGACCCUAAAGAUCCAGUUCACGUCAGAUGCUCGAACAGAGUUUGCUGGGUUCAGGCUCAACUGGGCUGUCAAAGACACUAUGUUCCACUUGACAGAUCCUACCCUUGGUAUGUCGUGGACAAUUUUCACUCGCCCAAGAACUUACCAAGAAGCCGUUGCAGACUGCGAGGGGAUUGACAAACAACUUGCCAAGAUCGACAGUGAUGUUCAACGAAAAGCUCUGAUGACGGAGCUCGCUCGAACCGGUAUCAAUGGCGACUUUUAUUUGGGUCUCAAGAGAGCCGAACAAAUUCCGACACUUUUUCAAUGGGCUGAUGGUCAACCAAUUUCCGGCAAAUACUACAGCAACUGGCACUCAUCAGAGCCAACAAAGCCAUCAGAAGAGGCACUGAACUGCGCUUACUUUGGAACUGCCAGUGCAAAGGGAUAUCAACCAGGAAAAUGGAUAUCUGCUAAAUGUCAAGAGCAAAGAGGCUACAUCUGUGGAAGGAAAACGAUCGCGCAGAAGGAUUGCACCGAAGACCAACUUCCUGAAAACACAGGACUUGUUGUUAAGAGCUGUCGAGGAAAUCUUCCUGGGUUCAGAGGGUCAAGUUGCCUCAUCGCAUGUUCAGAAGGAAUGUUUUUGCGCCCCACUAUUCCUGGAGGCAAGCUGCCGAAAAAAAUUAAGGCUACAUGCACGCCACUUUCAAAGAAAAUCCCAGACAACUUCCGGUGGAACAUGAAAGGUCUCGGAACAUUCAUGUGCUCACCAGAUUGUCCCUACGCAUCACCACAGCCAAAAGGAAUGGUUCAAUUUGUUGAACGAGAUAUUGACAACACAACUUCAACAACCGACUCUGCACUUCUUGUUCGAUUUCAGUACCCAAUGAAGCUCCCAAGCAACGGCUGGUCUGUUGUGCUCAACUUUUCGAGAAAUAUCACGAUGGCAACAUUUUCAAGUGAAGUUGCUGAAAUUGCCAAGAUCGACUCGAGUAAAUCAAGAGUUGUUCUGACGAACAAAGAUUACAACUCAACUCCAGUCACUUCAAAAGUUCGCGGCUUUUCCUUCAUCGUUCGGGUCUCUCAGCCUCUGAGUGAUCUGGAACAUCCUGAUAUCCUGCUGGACAAACUUGAUCCUGCUCAGAGUGCAGAACCUGUAAAUCUUGAAGAACACUUGAUUUCAACCAAGUUUAUCGAGGGGCACGUAACAUCAAGCGUGAACAUGACUUGCAUUGACUGA